Molecule: messenger RNA, 3595 nt
Organism: Phalaenopsis equestris
Lineage: Eukaryota; Viridiplantae; Streptophyta; Magnoliopsida; Asparagales; Orchidaceae
Product: receptor-like protein kinase HSL1
Exons: 2
Coding region: 105-3200 (1031 amino acids)
Biological process (GO): hormone-mediated signaling pathway; protein phosphorylation
Cellular component (GO): plasma membrane
Molecular function (GO): protein kinase activity; protein binding; ATP binding
Source: RefSeq, a predicted model, not a curated record
CGGCAUAGACCACUCGCCUUGCGUCAUUUUUGUCUUCACUGGGGAAUCAGUUAUGAAUAAAGGAAAUAAUAAAAUGAAUCGGCCUGCAGAUUCUGUCUUAUUCCAUGACCACAACUACCCCAGCAGCCUUUUUUUCAAUUCCACCUCUCCCAUUCUCUAGGUUCUUCAGUCCAGUCCAACCAGAACUAGGAGAGCGGGAAAUACCAAAACAAAGCAGCAGAACCUUUCUUCAGAUGGGAAGGCAACUUGGCCUCAUUGCAGCAGCUACGCUGCUUUUCAUUCAUCUGUUCCCCAUGGCACUUACCCUCAACCAAGAGGGACUCUACCUUCUUCAAGCCAAGCGCGGCCUCGACGACCCGAACAACGCUCUGGCUGACUGGAACCCACGCGACACAUCCCCAUGCAACUGGACCGGCGUACACUGUUCCAUCUCCGGCGACGUCACAGCGGUCGAUCUUACCUACUUCAAUCUCACCGGGCCCUUCCCGUCCACCCUCUGCCGCCUUCCAAAUCUCUCUUUCCUCUCCCUUUCCUCAAAUUACAUAAACUCCACUCUCCUUUCCUCCUCCCUUCUACCUUGCCGCUCCCUCAGCCACCUCGACCUCUCCCAAAACAACCUCAUUGGCCCUCUCCCCUCUCUACUCCCUUCCCUUCCCCUUCUCCGUUACCUCGACCUUGCUGCCAACAACUUCUCUGGCCCCAUACCACCUUCCUUCGCCUUCUUCCCUUCUCUUGAAGUCCUCUCGCUCACCUACAACCUCCUCAACGGUACCAUCCCCUCUUUCCUCGGUAACCUCUCCUCUCUCCGCCAGCUCAAUCUCUCCUACAACCCCUUCGCCGCCGGGCCAAUUCCUGUAUCUCUCUCCAAUCUCACCAACCUUGACACCCUCUGGCUGUCCAGCUGCUCUCUCACCGGAGAAAUCCCCCCUGCGCUGGGUGGACUACACAAGCUCACAAAUCUAGACCUUUCCACCAACCUCCUCACCGGAGGCAUCCCUGAAACUCUAUCAAGCCUCUCCUCCGUCGUCCAGAUCGAGCUCUACAACAACCACCUAACUGGCCGCUUCCCUUUGGGACUCUCCAACCUCACCGCUCUCCGCCGCAUAGACUUCUCAGUGAACAAUCUAUCAGGCCCGAUUCCGGCUGAUAUUUUCUCCGUUACCAAUCUGGAAAGCCUCCAUCUUUUCCAGAACCAGUUUACUGGCUCUGUUCCCUUAAACACAGCCAGGGCUCGCAACCUCUUAGACCUCCGACUGUUUGCUAAUAAGCUAUCAGGGACUCUUUCUGCUGAUCUCGGCUCAUACUCGCCGCUCAAGUAUCUGGAUCUCUCAAACAACCAGCUUUCGGGCAGGAUCCCGGGCGGAUUAUGCGACGGUGGCUCGCUGCUGCAGCUUCUUCUCAUUAAUAAUAAAUUCUCCGGCAGCAUCCCGACCGGGCUUGGACAAUGCAGAAGUCUCUACCGUGUGCGUCUUACUGGCAACCAGCUCUCCGGCGAUGUGCCGGCAGGCAUGUGGGGUUUGCCGCAUGUAUGGAUUCUCGAGCUUAGAAACAACUCCUUCACAGGUUCAAUCAGUCGAGACAUCGCCAACGCAGCGAACCUUUCCAAGCUGUUAAUAGACAUGAAUCAAUUCAGUGGAGAAAUUCCGGUGGAGAUUGGUUCACUCAACAAGCUCUUCGAGUUUUCCGCAAGCAAUAACCUGCUCAGCGGCCCGUUGCCGGAAUCUCUUGUAAAAUUGACAGAACUAGGACAGCUUGACCUCCACAACAACUUACUCACUGGCAAGCUAUUAACUGGAAUCCAAUCCUGGAAGAAACUGACCCUCAUAAACCUAGCAAAUAACAAUCUCACUGGUGGGAUUCCUCUGGAGCUUGGAAGCCUUCCUGUGCUGAACUAUCUCGACCUCUCCGGCAACGACUUCACUGGAGAAAUCCCGCUCCAACUGCAAAAUUUGAAGCUGAACCGAUUUAAUCUAUCCGACAAUCAGCUCUCUGGUCCCAUCCCUGCCUUAUUUGACAGUGAAUCUUACAAGACUAGCUUCCUUGGCAACCCCGGCUUGUGCUGGUACCGAGCUGGGCAUUGUGGAAGCUCUAAUAAUAGCAGCCGAAGCCGCAUCAAAGUUUUAUGGCUUCUUCGAGCCAUUUUUAUUUUCGCCGCAGUGAUAUUAAUUGUUGGAAUUGCGUGGUUCGGUAAUAAGUACCGGUUGAUUAAGAAGGCUAAAAAGGUUCAGGGAAAAUCCAAAUGGACUCUAACUUCAUUUCAUAAGCUAACUUUUAGUGAGUAUGAGAUAUUGGAAUCCUUAGACGAAGAUAAUGUCAUUGGCAGCGGAGCUUCCGGGAAGGUCUACAAGGUCGUCCUCGUUAAUGGCGAGGCUGUGGCAGUGAAGAAGCUGUGGAGAACUUUGAAGAAGAGUGAUGGGAACCAUGACCAAGCUGCGGACGAAGCUUUUGAGGCAGAGGUAGCCACUCUGGGGAAGAUAAGGCAUAAGAAUAUUGUGAAGCUUUUGUGCUGCUGUGCUCACAAGGAUUGCAAGCUGCUGGUUUAUGAAUAUAUGCAAAAUGGGAGCUUGGGAGAUUUGUUACAUAGCUGCAAGGCCAGUGUUUUGGAGUGGCCUACGAGGUAUAAGAUUGCCUUGAAUGCUGCAGAAGGCCUCUGCUAUCUUCACCAUGACUGUGUUCCCCCCAUUGUGCACAGAGACGUGAAAUCUAAUAAUAUUCUUUUGGACGCUGAAUUCGGAGCUAAAGUUGCUGACUUUGGAGUUGCAAAGAUUGUGGAGGAAGUAGAGAUGGGACAGAGAUCCAUGUCGUUUAUUGCUGGCUCUUGUGGAUACAUAGCUCCAGAGUAUGCAUACACUCUACGUGUAAACGAAAAGAGUGACAUAUACAGUUUCGGUGUAGUGAUCCUUGAGUUGGUAACAGGCAAGCUUCCUGUGGAUCCUGAGUUUGGAGAAAAGGAUUUGGUGAAAUGGGUGUGCAGCACAAUCCAAAAUAAAGGGGAAGAACAUGUAAUAGAUUCCAAACUUGAUCUCUCCUAUAAGAAGGAGAUCACCAAGGUUCUUCACAUAGGCCUCUGCUGCACCAGCACUCUUCCUAUUAACCGCCCCACCAUGCGAAAGGUUAUCAAAAUGCUGCUUGAUGCCGGCAAGCCUGAGUCUUCUUCCAGGGAGGGGAAGCUAUCACCAUAUUUCUAUGGAGAUGAAUAAUGCAUGUGAUCGUGCUUUUGAUUCCUUGUUCUGUGGUGACAAGAGCAGGAGGAAGGAAAUUUAAUAGUGGAAAUGUCUACUUCCAAUGCUGCGUUAUUAUACUCAUCUUUUUACAUCAGUGGAGGCGUUCCAAUUCUAGUGCUCAUGGCUAGUUAUAAGGCAUUCGUAACAGCAAAAUCUAGAAAAGUUUCUCACUUUAUUGGCAUGUGAUUUGAGGUGCGGCAUUCAGUGCAACUUUUUGGUGGCUUCUGUAAAUGAAAAUUUGUGGUGUGCUUCUAUAAAUGAAUGCUCCUUUGCCCAAAAGCAUGAAGGAUACAGGUUGAACUAUGACUUAUGUGUCUAAUCCCCCCACUGGAAUCCCACCGGAAUCCCCCACCGGAUUCGUAAUACUCCUA